AUGGAUACCGAAAGAUCAGAACUAGCGGAACACAUCGCACAUACUGGGCACGAGAUCAAUUGGAAGGCAAUAGAAAGAAGAGCCCCAUACGGUGACAACAAAAGGAAGCGGAAGAUUAGAGAGGCCAUUGACAUCCUUGGGGAGACAAAUCUAAUGAACAGGAGAUUGGAGGAAGGUAGAGUUAGCGGUUACUAUGCCUACUGCUUAAGCAAGCUCGAGGAAAAAAUAAUAAAGCAAGACCAGCAAAAAGUAUACGCUUGA
Messenger RNA from Protopolystoma xenopodis, 261 nucleotides. NCBI's taxonomy places the organism in Eukaryota, Metazoa, Platyhelminthes, Monogenea, Polystomatidea, Polystomatidae. The record is from the annotation of a GenBank genome assembly.